AUCAUCAGAAUCAUUAUCCAUAAAUACUUUUCCUCAUCAGAUCCUGAUAGGAUGAUAAUAAAGUUGAUGUUUCUCGUCUCCCAAGCUGGGUUUAUAAUCUCCCAGCCUAGGAUUAUACCUGGAGAACUUGGAACCUUGGUUUUAACUCAGGAGAUAUAUCCAGAGGAUUAUCUCUAUGAGUAUGUUGAAAAUGAAUAUACGGAUCCUGAAAAUCUAUCUCAGGAAGAAUGUUUUGAAGAUAAUAAUCAAGAAGACAACUUUGAUGAAUACCAGGCUGAUGAUGAUGAACUCAAUGCUUUAGAAGAUGAAUCUAUCGCACCGGAAGACAUAUCUUUUCCUUCUACGGAUAAUGAUGAAAUGCACGAUCCAGAUCAUUUACUUCAACAUAUUAUAGAUCUUAUUUUUGAUGAACAGACAGAGACAGACGAAAACCUUCAAGACUUCUUUGAAUACAUGACAGAAGAAAACAAUGAACCUUCCGACGAUGCAAUCAAUUCAAUCAUAGAUUAUUUUCUUCCUCAUGACGAUAGCACAGAAGAGAUUGACGGCUCUGGAACUGAAAUAUCAGAUUUUGAAGGCUCUGGAAAUGAAUUUACAAGCUUCUUAACUGACAAUGUUCAAAGCAAUGAAACAGCCGAAAAUGGUGUUCAGGUUGAUGAAACAGAAACAAAUAUCAAGGAAACAGGAGAUGAUUGUGGAGAUAUGAACGCUGCUUGCAAGGGUACAGUUACAUUGCCUUUUCGAAGACGUAAAGGUCUUUACAGAGGACAAAGGAAAAGACGACUAAACAAGUACAAGAAACAAAUGAAGAAGUUACAAAAAGGGAUACCAAAAUUAAAGCAAAUGAAAAGUAGAAAGUACAAGAAAGGAAAGCAAAUGAAAAGAAGCAAUAAAUCUUUAUUUCAAAGAAAGAAUCUGAAAAAGAAAUAG
Messenger RNA from Eurytemora carolleeae, 930 nucleotides. RefSeq lists its product as uncharacterized. Bases 52 to 930 code for a protein of 292 amino acids. The transcript has 2 exons. NCBI's taxonomy places the organism in Eukaryota, Metazoa, Arthropoda, Copepoda, Calanoida, Temoridae. The record is from RefSeq and is a predicted model, not a curated record.